Messenger RNA from Sclerotinia sclerotiorum 1980 UF-70, 1074 nucleotides. RefSeq lists its product as hypothetical. The coding region runs from base 1 to 1074 and encodes 357 amino acids. The transcript has 3 exons. Lineage: Eukaryota; Fungi; Ascomycota; Leotiomycetes; Helotiales; Sclerotiniaceae. The record is from RefSeq and is a predicted model, not a curated record.
AUGGUCAAUCGAUAUCAGAAGUCCCAUUUCAACAAUGAAAAGGCCUCAGAUAGCAUCGAUUCUCAAACAAUCGUUCCCUUAACAGAUUUUGACUGGCGUACCACCGAGCCACUCAAAAUUCGGCCUUUCAAGCCAAUAUACCACAUGACAAUGGGUAUGAAAAGACUCCUACCCAGGGACUCCUCCUGUCCAGUCGUUUUCAGUGACUUCUACUUACAAAACAAAGGUCUUCAAUCAUGCUCUCCAUCCGAAUUCAUAGAAAUGGACCGAACAUACCUUGAUCGCCUCACGGUCCGCACCAACACAAUAAGAGACCACACUCAUACGGUCCUCCAAGCCCUCCCCUCAUCCCACGCUGCAAUCCAAGAACUCUACACCUACCUAACCACCGUCUAUCUUCCCACUCGCUUCCCCACCAUCUACUCUCUUACCCCAACAUCACUUUUGAAUAAAGCAACAAAUCAUCACAUCCCGCUUCAUCCCUCCUCCCUCCUCCAAGCUCUUCAUGAACUGGGUACAAACAUCGACACCGAUUUUCUCCUCCUCGUUCCUUCUCCAGAUGGCGAUGGAUAUAUGCUAGGUGGGUUCAUUGCAUGUUUCCCCAGCGGAUUUGAUACCCAAGCUCUACUCGGUAAGAAAAUAAGGGAUAUCCAUAAACCCGUCCCAAGAUACAAGGAGAAGUUAGAGAUGAGUAUGUAUCGGACUUUUGAUCGAUUGGAGGUAGGGAAGAUAGUGAAGCGAGUCAAUUGGUCAAUAACUACUCAUUCGCGCUUAUUUGUACCGAGUGGCAAUCAUCUGUAUGAAGGCGAAGAGGCAAAACCAGAAGAUUUUGAUAUUAAUGAUACGCAUCUCCGCUGUGAACGUCAGCUAGUACAUCGUCUCCCACAAACUAAAGCCUUGGUAUUCUCUUUCAAAACCUACCUGACGCCACUUGCUCAAGUGAAAGAAGAAGGGCUGGGAAAGGAAUUGGCAGAGGCAAUUGAUGGAUUGAGGAAGGGGAGUGUACCGGAGAUACAUUACUAUAAGAGGGGUGUAGUAUGGGGCGAGAAAGUCAAGGAAUAUUUGAGAAGUUAA